CAGAAGAAACUCAGGAGCACCACCAAGUCAUCAUCACCAACCCUCAUCGCCCUUCUUCUAUCUCUGCUUUGCCUUUAGCUCAGAGUCUCAGUCUCGUCUCUAUCGCCUCUUUUCCACUCACUACACGCCAAACCCAAUAGCUUCUCUCUCACUCUCUCUCUCCCUGUUUUCCGGCUAUGGCUACCUCUCUCACUGCCCAAAUCUCCGGUGGUACCCAGCCCUCUGCCCCUUCUUUCUCCGGCCUCCGCCGCAUUUGUCCUAAGCUCGACGCCGCCGUCUCCUUCUCCCACCAGUCCUUCCUCAACCGCGUCAAUUCCUCUAUCCGCCUCGUUUCCUCCUCCUCGCACCGGUCUCCCAGAGGCGUUGUCGCCAUGGCCGGAUCCGGAAAGUUUUUCGUUGGAGGAAACUGGAAGUGUAACGGGACUAAGGACUCCAUCGCCAAGCUUGUCUCUGACCUCAACAGUGCAACCUUGGAAGCAGAUGUAGAUGUUGUUGUCUCACCUCCAUUUGUCUACAUCGACCAAGUCAAGUCUUCGUUGACAGACCGUAUAGAGAUAUCGGGUCAGAACUCUUGGGUUGGAAAAGGUGGAGCCUUUACUGGUGAAAUCAGCGUGGAACAGCUCAAAGACCUCGGCUGCAAGUGGGUCAUUCUUGGGCAUUCUGAAAGGAGACAUGUCAUCGGAGAAAAGGAUGAGUUUAUUGGGAAGAAAGCUGCUUACGCAUUGAGUGAGGGUCUUGGAGUAAUAGCUUGUAUCGGGGAAAAGCUAGAAGAGAGGGAAGCAGGCAAGACAUUUGAUGUUUGCUUCGAGCAAAUGAAGGCCUUUGCUGAUGCUGUGCCUAGCUGGGACAACGUAGUGGUUGCAUACGAGCCUGUAUGGGCAAUUGGAACUGGUAAAGUUGCAUCGCCUCAGCAAGCACAGGAAGUCCAUGUAGCUGUCCGCGAUUGGCUCAAGAAAAAUGUCUCUGAGGAAGUUGCUUCCAAAACAAGAAUCAUAUACGGAGGUUCCGUCAAUGGAGGGAACUGUGCAGAGCUUGCCAAACAAGAGGACAUUGAUGGAUUUCUUGUCGGUGGUGCCUCCUUGAAAGGCCCGGAGUUUGCGACCAUUGUGAACUCAGUCACGUCAAAGAAAGUUGCUGCUUAAUUGACAAGUAGCAGCGACGGAAAUCGCAUGUCUCCAUGGAACAGAUGAGAGGAGAAAUAAAGGGAGGUUUGCGACCUUGUUGUUGUUGUUGUGUUCUUAGUAGUUCUUGGACUAAUAAUGGCAAACAAAAUUUGAUUCAUGAGUUCUGGUUUGAAUACCGCUUGGCUCUGCAACACAGAGAGAGAGAGGGAAAAAGGUCUUUAAUUAAGAUCUUUGUUACUUAUAAAGUUAUGUUAUACUAUAUACUUGGAGUAAAGCUGAAUUUAUACUAUAUACUUGGAGUAAAGCU
Eutrema salsugineum is the source of this 1431-nucleotide messenger RNA. RefSeq names its product triosephosphate isomerase, chloroplastic. Gene Ontology annotation, cellular component: cytosol. NCBI's taxonomy places the organism in Eukaryota, Viridiplantae, Streptophyta, Magnoliopsida, Brassicales, Brassicaceae. The record is from RefSeq and is a predicted model, not a curated record. Gene Ontology annotation, molecular function: triose-phosphate isomerase activity. The coding region runs from base 177 to 1142 and encodes 321 amino acids. Gene Ontology annotation, biological process: glyceraldehyde-3-phosphate biosynthetic process; gluconeogenesis; glycerol catabolic process. The transcript is spliced from 9 exons.